Molecule: messenger RNA, 6306 nt
Organism: Xenopus laevis (African clawed frog)
Lineage: Eukaryota; Metazoa; Chordata; Amphibia; Anura; Pipidae
Gene: tbc1d25.L
Product: TBC1 domain family member 25 L homeolog
Exons: 6
Coding region: 1454-3679 (741 amino acids)
Biological process (GO): regulation of autophagosome maturation
Cellular component (GO): autophagosome
Molecular function (GO): GTPase activator activity
Source: RefSeq, a predicted model, not a curated record
AUACUGAUGACGUAAAGUUGCCGGAAGUUGGUGCUGUCAUGGCGGACCUGGGCCGGCAGCUACAGGAGUAGGUGGCGCAAAACACAUCGGGGAAAAGUGGUUCGGUUCCGGUAGCAGCAGCCAAUUCCCCGGUAGGGGAACGAGCCGAGCCUGCAUGGAAGGCAUGGAUAGGCCAUCACGUAACGAAGCUUAGCGCUCUGGAGCCCGAUCCCCUUCUGGCCGGUUUAUCCAGCUGUCAGAGACUGAACGGAGCGGCUGUGUGGCUGUAGCCGCUCUGUGCUUCGGCCUGUGCCCAUCCUGCUGCUCCGGGCCCGCAAGUUCGUUCCUCUUGGGCGGGGCCGUAUUCAGCCUGUGCGGAGCUUCCUGCGGAAAGGGGCGGCCAAGGCCCUGCCAGUGCGACCUGCUGAUUGGAUCAGGCUCCUCCCAUUAGACACAAGGAAACUAGGGACAGACUAAUGUUACUGCCUGGGAGCAAACAGGGGAGGGGGAAUAAAGGUCCAGUCAGCUUUCCCUGGGGUUGGAACAAACCAUGGCGGGGGGUGGAUUCUCCCCAGAAUGUUCCAUGGAGCAGGGAUUGCAGGGAGUGUCCUGUCCCAGUUGACUGCUCUCCAUAGGCGAAUGCACAGGAUACAGAUGAUUGAUUUGUCCUAUUCCUGCAGCUCUUGCCUCUCAUCAUCCUGAGUCCCCCUGAGUGAUGGGCAGCACAGAGUCAUGUGACUGGGAAUAAACCUCCUACAUUGUCUGUAUAAAGUGACCAGUCAUUGUACCACUAAACACACACACACACACAGUGACUAUUAUUAUUGUUAUUAGGCUUCAGGGCCCUCUCCCUGGGCAAGUGAGUUUAGCUGGGGCCCCAACAUGAACCUCACACUGAUUUCUGUAUUAUCCUCCCCAACCACAGAGAAGAAAUUGCUGCCCCAGAUCCGUGUCGGUGUGUGAGCUGCCCCCGCCUGUCUGUAUAUUGUACACAGUGCUGAUACCAGGGACACGUUGCAGACAUUAUUCAGGUUAAAUAACAUUUGCUCCUGUUUGUCAGACAGAGGCAGCCCAGAGAGCCUGCUGUUUAUGUAACUGCGCCCAAGAAAUUGGAGGGAGUUCAGGGCUGUGUGAGUUGGGGCUCUCUACUUCCAGGCAUGAUGAAUUACCUCAUUGGCUGAGGGAUGGGCAGGAGCCAGAAGGGGAUUGGUUUGCGCUACAGGGGCGGGGCACAUGUGGGACUGGGAUACUGAGUUUGUGCCACAUAUUGGGAGGAAAGGACCGGCUCCCUGAGGGGCUGGGCCAAUAAUAGAGUCUCAGGCAGCGACACAGACAAGUUACGGGCAGGCCCCUCCCCUGGAGGUCUGAUAAGGGGCGGGGCUAGAGCGCUUCGUGGCAGCUGACGCGGCAUGGACAGUGUUGCCGGAAGUGACGAGCCGGACGUGAGGAAGCGAGAGGCGGAAGGAGGGCGGACAUGGAGGAGGAGGAACGGGAGGUGGUUCGCGUCCGUGUCCGGAAGUGUGAGGGGGUUCAGCAGCCGGAGUCGCGCUCCUUCGCGGUCGAUCCGCAGAUCACUUCCCUGGACGUCCUGCAGCACAUCCUCAUCCGAGCCUUCGACCUCAGCGGGAAGAGUUUUGGCAUCAGUUACCUGGGUCGGGAUAAACAGGGCCAUGAGAUGUACCUGUCGCUGGUGUCCGAGUGGGAUUUGGGCAAUGCCUUCUCCACAGCUUCCAAGCCUUACCUACAGCUCAAGAUUGAUAUCAAACCCUCGGAGGACAGCCCCCUGCUGGAGGACUGGGACAUCAUCAGCCCCAAGGAUGUUAUUGGGACCGAUUUGUUUCUGGGGGACAAACGAGCACUUGCCUCUGCCCUGCCAUUUACACAGUCCAUCCUCUCUCAGGUGGGCCGCACCUUAACCAGAGUGCAGCAGGCAUUGAGUUGGACCUACAGCGAGGAUGUGAAGCCUUUCAAGCCACCCCUAAAUGAUGCUGAAUUCCACACCUACCUGAACCACGAGGGGCAGCUGACUCGUCCGGAGGAACUGCGUCUGCGCAUUUAUCAUGGCGGUGUGGAGCCGUCCUUGCGGAAGGUGGUCUGGCGGUACCUACUGAACGUGUACCCGGAUGGGCUCAGCGGACAGGAGCGCAUGGACUAUAUGAAGUGCAAGACGCGCGAGUAUUACCAGCUGAAGGGGGAGUGGCUUCAGCGCUGCAGUGCCGAGGACCUGGAGUUAAUUCAGGGCAAUGUGAUGAAAGACGUCCUGCGCACAGAUCGCACGCACCCCUAUUAUGCGGGUUUUGAAGAUAACCCCCACCUGCAUGCUCUCCAUGACUUGCUAAGUACUUACGCCGUUACCCACCCGCAGGUGUCCUACUGUCAGGGCAUGAGUGACAUUGCCUCCCCCAUCCUAGCCGUGAUGGACAACGAAGCCCAUGCCUUUAUCUGCUUCUGUGGCAUUAUGAAGCGCCUGGAGGGCAACUUCCGUAUGGAUGGCGAGUGCAUGUCCAUCAAGUUCUCCCACCUUAAACUCCUGCUUCACUAUUCCGACCCCCAUUUCCAUUCCUAUCUGUUGUCCCGUGGGGCAGACGACCUUCUUUUCUGCUACCGCUGGCUGCUGCUGGAACUCAAGAGGGAAUUUGCUUUUGAGGAUGCCUUGCGCAUGCUGGAGGUGAUGUGGAGCUCACUGCCUCCUGACCCCCCUGAGAAGGAGGUGGAGUUAGUUGGGCCGCCGUGUCUUCCAGGGGAACGCCGUAAAAACUCCCGCACGCGACAUAUGAUGCGGCCUGAUCGUGGCCUGAGUGCUGAAGGGGAAGAAGAAGAAGCAGGGGGCGGAGAAGGAGGAGAAUUGGAAGGGGAAGAAGGAGAAGAAUUGGAAGGGGAAGAAGACGGUGAAGAAGGGGAAGAAGGAGGAGAAUUGGAAGAAGGAGGGGGAGCAGAGGAAGAAGGAGGAAUAGAAGGGGAAGAAGGAGUGGGAGGAGGAGGAGAAGCAGGAGAAAUAGAAGGAGAAGACGGCAACUUAAAGGCGGAAGCUGUUGUUCAGAAGGAGAAGAAAGCAGAAGCAAGCAGAGAAGAAAGCUGUGCUCUGCUGAAACAAGGAAGCUUUGGUGAGUUCAAGUGCUAUGAGGACUCCGGGGAGGAAGACUGUGUGGAGCAUGCGGAUGCCAUCCCUUAUGGCCAAGUCCGACAGCCUACAGAGGAAGAUGAAGAUGAUGAAAGUGUCUGGGAGGAAGAGCCUCUUAUCAAACCUCCUGACUCUCUGGGAGUGACCACGUCAAUAUCUGCCCCUUCUCUAAGUUCCUGCACCCAGACAUCUCAGAGUUCCCCUUCUUUUGCAGCAGAAGAAAACAUUACCCCAUCCUCUGACACAGAGGGCAAAGAAAACCAAGAGCUGGAAGCCGAUGCCCCCGCCAUUGCUUCCCCCAGCCCAAUUAGCCUCCCCCCGCCGCAGGAGUUCGGCCGUGGAAACCCCUUUAUGCUCUUCCUGUGCCUCUCCAUUCUGCUGGAGCACCGCGAGCAGAUCAUGAAGCAGAACAUGGGCUACGACGAGUUGGCCAUGCACUUCAACCGGCUGGUGAGGAGGCACAACCUGAACCGGGUGCUGCACCGCGCCAAGACCCUCUUUGCUGACUACCUGCAAUCCAAGGUGUGGGACUCGGAGGAGGGUGACGAGGCAGCUGCUGAAUCCCCAAGCACCUCUUGACCACGCUCUGAGCUCCAAUCACACUUCUACCUGAUCCCCAGAGGUGCAUUUAGUUUAGUGUGAUGGGGGCUACUUUGCCGAUUGGGCUGGAAAGGGGGGGGGGACUGGCUACCAAUUAACUGAAAUAUCUGUAGAACUAGUUCUAUUAACUAGUAAAUUACUACCUGCACUCGAGCAGUGAGGUUCUAGGUCUGCUCAAACUGGGUCACAUUGCAGGUUCUUUCUGGGAUUUCCGAGUUCUCUACCAGCCCGAGUGCAUAGUGUAACUCUGGGGCUCCUCGGGCCUCCGCCCAUUAGAGUGUUUAGCACGGCAGGUUUCUGAAAGCCUCCGGGGGGGGGGUAGCUGGGUUGCUUAGGGGUCUUCAGAAAGGGAUGUAGGACACAUACUGGUUUUGUGGCUCAGUCAAUCAGAAAAUAUUUUCUGUUAGAUGGAGCUUUUCUUAGGAAAAGUUUGUACUCCCAGCAGGGGAUUUCAGCUCAGUUCUAGGCAGGAAAACCUUCAUUCUGCCCCACUGAGCUCCUUAGCAGAUGAAGAUUGUGUAAGGCCUAUUUAUUCCAGCAGAGGCAAUGCUCCUUGGCUUCAUAUUGCUAGAGGCUUGUUAGACCAAGGAAGGUCCAGCAUCUCCGUAAGAGAUGGAGAUUCCCCAUAAAAUGGACAGAGAAGAGAGUACGGGCCCAGUUUAUUCAGAGCUGGAGGCUGCAGGAUCAGUUUAUUUAGAGCUGGAGGCUGCGGGAUCAGUUUAUUUAGAGCUGGAGGCUGCGGGGAUCAGUUUAUUUAGAGCUGGAGGCUGCGGGGAUCAGUUUAUUCAGAGCUGGAGGCUGCAGGGAUCAGUUUAUUCAGAGCUGGAGGCUGCGGGAUCAGUUUAUUUAGAGCUGGAGGCUGCGGGGAUCAGUUUAUUUAGAGCUGGAGGCUGCGGGGAUCAGUUUAUUUAGAGCUGGAGGCUGCGGAGAUCAGUUUAUUUAGAGCUGGAGGCUGCGGGGAUCAGUUUAAUCAGAGCUGGAAGCUGCAGGGAUCAGUUUAAUCAGAGCUGGAGGCUGUGGGGAUCAGUUUAUUCAGAGCUGGAGGCUGCGGGCCAGGUUAUUUAUAGCUGGAAGCUGCAGAGGUCAUUUUAUGCAGGGUGGGAGGCUGCUAACUGCCAUAGGAUAGAAAGGGUGGAGCAUGAAGGUAGAUUGAUCAUCUCCUGAUCAAAUGGGCAAUCAGAAGGAAUAUUAAAUUAUGGGGGUAUUUAAUAAGGUAACACGGGAAUCCAAGUUAAGGGGGUAUUUAAUUUGCACAUUUAGCCAAAUUAGUCUUGUAUGUGUAUUUAUUUUGGAGGAGGGGCUGGGGUAACUCGGUUGAUGAGGUGUCAGGCUGUCGGCCGGACCUUCAGCUCCAUCUUUUAAGGAAAGGGGGAUCCCAGUAGGAGUGGGUCACCCCAUUGCUGGGAGUGUGUGUUGCUGUAUUACUUGCCAUUAACGCAGAUCAGUCCUGCAGCAGGUCAGGACUUGGCCAGAAUAUCCUUCAUGUCCCGACUGUGCGGGUGCUCUGUAGGCACCCUUUAGCUGCAGGUGGGCCGUGGCUGGGGGGAGUAAGGAAAAGCAACUGUCAGAAGCGAUUCACCCUGUUACAGCAGUGGGUCGGGUGUAGCGGAUUAUAGAAAAAAAUGCGGGUUGGGCUGUACAGUCUGGCACUCACUCCUACUCGGGGCACAAUGUGAUUUAAUGCUGCUUUACUGUGUAAUGUUAUAGUAAUGUGUGUUUUUGGGGGGGGGGGCGAUACUCUGCCAAGUUGGAUACAGUGGCCUUGUUGGACUGUGCCACCCGCCCUUACAUUCCUUUGUGCCCUCCAUGUACCAAUGUUCUGUUACACUUUUUGUUAAUGUUUAUUGGUUUGCACAUUACAAUGAGACGUCCGUGUGUACUCAUGUCUGCCCACUAUUUAUUUUGCUGAAGAAUGUGCCCGUCACUCAAGCCAAGGCUUGCCCUGCAGUCCGCUCCUCCCUGCAUUUCAUUUUGGCUGUUGCCCUAACUAAGCAGCCAGUCCAGGUUCUGCCUCGUUUGUUGCACAAGUUCUGGCGACUCAUUGUGCCCUCAUGUGGUUUAGUGACAUUGGGGUGCCUUCAUUGGUAGCUACUCAGCAGUUGGGGGCUGUGCCAGUGCCUUUUUUUAGUGCUCGCUCAGAUGAGUUAUCCAUUGGGUGGGCAGCUCUGGCAGCACUAAAUCAUUGGGUUGGCUAUGUUGGCAGUGCCUUUACUGAGUGGCCAAUCAAGUGGUUGGCAUUGGAUGGGGGGUGCAUUUUAUUGGCCAAUGAGAUGGCUCAUUCAUUGGGUUGUUUGAACUGCUAGUACCUUUGAGUGGCCACUUGAGUUACUCUUGAGUUUUGGGGUGUGGAAGGGGCCACUCAGCUGGGCAAAGUGUCAGUUUUGUGUAUUGGAAGAGGGCGGAGACUGUGCGGGACAUGACUGCAGGGGCCUCUGCCCACUUCUUCCCAUAAUUCCAUAAAUCAUUCCCUGAAUAAGGAUUUCCCAUUCAAGAGGACUAGGAAACCAGCUGGGCCAGGGGCAGAAUCUCACAAUGCUGCUGGGGACAAUAAGUACUGCCCCUUCUGGUUCUGUGAUUGGCUGAGAAAUAAAAUCAUUCCUCAUAAA